Molecule: messenger RNA, 2980 nt
Organism: Ipomoea triloba (trilobed morning glory)
Lineage: Eukaryota; Viridiplantae; Streptophyta; Magnoliopsida; Solanales; Convolvulaceae
Product: calmodulin-binding receptor kinase CaMRLK
Exons: 2
Coding region: 226-2199 (657 amino acids)
Biological process (GO): protein phosphorylation
Molecular function (GO): protein kinase activity; ATP binding; protein binding
Source: RefSeq, a predicted model, not a curated record
AAUGAAAAUUGCAAUCCAAACUCCCAAAGGUUUUCUUGUUCCCCGCUCUCUAUGGCGGCUAUAUAGCCUUCUCUGGUUUCUCCUCCGCCAUUUCCCAGCACCUUAUAACUCGCCCAUGGUUCCUUAACACCCAAAACUUCCCUAUUUCUCUCUCUCUUUCCACCCUUAUGAGAAGAAGAAAAGCUUCAAUCUCCAAGAGUUGAACAAAACCUUCAACUCAAAACAAUGAUAAUGAAAUUUGUUUUCGUUUUCGUGCUUAUAAUCUCCGUUUUUUCUCCGGCAGAAUCCGCCUGCGGCAAAUCCUCCGACCGUGUUCUUGUUGCCAGGGCCUUCAGCUCCGUCGUGGGGUUUAAUCUCUCUGAGUUUAUAGCUUCGGAGCCAAACUGUUCGGUUUCUGAGAUUAGGAUUUCUUCCAGAAAUCUCACCGGCGCUAUCUCGUGGAAGUUUUUGAGGAAUUUGACUCGUCUUCGCACCUUAGAUCUCUCCAAUAAUUCCUUGAAGGGCUAUGUUCCGGCGUGGGUUUGGUUUAAUUCCUCCCUAGUUGAAAUUAAUCUCUCCCGGAAUUAUCUCGGCGGCGCCAUUGGAGUCCCGGAAAGUUCUAAACCAGUGUUUGCAGCUCACCGGCGAUCGGCUGUUCGGAAGAUUAAUGUUUCUUUCAACAGGUUUAAGAAUCUGGGGAUUCUCUAUAAUCUCCAGAAUCUCACCAGCCUUGAUCUUUCCCACAAUGAUCUCAAGAUUCUCCCGUUUUGGUUUUCCAACAUGACCAAGCUCGAGUCUUUGAGCAUUUCUGGCUGCAAUAUUUCCGGGAAUUUAAAACCCAUUUCCAAAAUCAAGUCUUUAAGGUCUUUGGACGUUUCUGAUAAUCACUUGAACGGCAAUUUCCCCGCCGAUUUUCCCCCUCUUUCCGGCCUAAAGUUCUUGAAUAUCUCGUUCAAUAACUUCACCGGGCAUUUAGAUAGGGAAAAUCUGCAGAAAUUUAGCCACUCUGCGUUUAUUCACGCUGGCCAUUUCAACUCCCACAAAUCAAUUCCUUCCCCAAUCAAGAAAUCGGCGCCCAAAUCCAAGCCCAAAUCCAAGAUUUUGAUCAUAGCCGCAGUAAUAGCAUCAUCAGUGUUUCUGGUCAUCAUAAUUGCGGCUUCGAUUUGCGUGUACAUGAAGAGAAAACAGAGGAGAAAGAAGAACAAAUGGCUGAUUUCGAAGCCGAUUCAGCUACCCUUUAAGCUGGAAAAAUCUGGGCCGUUCGCGUUCGAGACGGAGUCCGGGGCGUCAUGGGUGGCCGACAUUAAAGAACCAACCUCGGCGCCGGUCGUGAUGUUCGAGAAGCCGUUGCUGAACCUGAGCUUCAAAGACCUCAUAGCCGCCACGUCACACUUCGGGAAGGAAUCCCUCCUGGCGGAAGGGAGGUGUGGGCCCGUUUACAGAGCCGUACUGCCAGGUGAGCUCCACGUGGCAAUCAAGGUCCUCGAGCAUGCCAGACACCUCUCCCAUGAAGGCGCCACAGCCAUGUUUGAAGACUUGUCGAGAUUCAAACACCCUAACCUCUUGCCCAUUUCUGGCUUCUGCAUUGCAGGUAAAGAGAAGCUGGUGUUGUACGAAUUCAUGGCCAACGGCGACUUGCACCGGUGGCUGCAUGAGCUGCCGGCCGGUCCCCGGAACGUGGAGGAUUGGAGCACCGACACGUGGGAGCUGCAGAACGGCGGUGGGUCAAUUAUCACGUCUCCGGAGAAAAUAGAGUGGCACACGCGCCACCGCAUCGCGGUGGGGAUAGCCCGCGGCCUCGCUUACCUCCACCACGGCCAGUCCAAGCCGGCGGUGCACGGCCACUUGGUGCCCUCCAACAUUCUCUUGGCCGAGGAUUUCGAGCCGCGUAUAGCGGAUUUCGGACUGAGUCCCGACCGAGUUGACUCGUCGUCCGCCGAGUCAGACGUGUAUAACUUCGGCGUUGUGUUGGUGGAGUUGUUGACGGGUCAACCCGGGACGGCGGAGAUUGUGAAGUGGGUCCGGCGGCUCGUCAAGGAGGGCCGCGGCGGCGACGCCAUCGACUCGAGGCUGCAACUCGCGGACGACUCAGUGAGUGAGAUGGUUGAGUGCCUCCGAGUUGGGUAUUUGUGUACGGCGGAGGCCGCCGCCAAAAGGCCCACGAUGCAACAAGUGUUGGGCUUGCUUAAAGACAUACAUCCGACAGCGACGGAGGUAUAAUAAACCCACUACGAUCCCCACGCGCAGCUGGUGGCGCGUGACCGUCACGGAGAUUCGAUUACAUCACUGUACUGUAAUUGGGACAAAGGCAAACCAACGUCAACAAAAGCCAUAUGCUUAAUACUUCCACCCCCACGCUCACGUGCGCCUCACGUGAUCUCACAAAGUCGACGCCAAACACGCCGUAACAAAAUUGCAAUAGUGAGAAGAAUUGAGAAGACUGAUUUUUCUCUCACUAGUACUUAGCUGCCCUUUACCCUUUUAUUCUUUUUAAUAUUUUUUUUAAAGGUUUUUUUGGGUGUAAAUUAAAUCCUAUAUUUGAAAGGAAAAAAAAAAAAAAAAAAAGAUGAGGGAGUGAAGUAGUAGGUAGACAGAAUUAUGUGGGUAAGGUAAGGGUUUGGCAGAGGACUGAGAAUUCCACUUAUUGGUUGUCUCUUAUGAGGAGCAUAGCAUUAUCAACCAACCCCCUUUAAUUUUCUUUUCUUUUCACUUUUCCCCUCUUUAAUUUAUUUCUUUCUUUGGUUGGUUGUUCUUUAGGCUUUAUCUCUUUCAUUUGCUGCUUUAUUCCCUUCAACUUAUAUGUAUUGUGCCAAAGAGGACAAAAGGAAGGGUAAUCAAUCUGUUGCAGUGGUUUAGAACAAUCUUUGGGGAAGUGAUUUGGGAUCAUAUGUAUGGGGACCAUCUUUUGUAUACUAUAUUCUUGUGCUUUUUGUAGUUCUUGAAUUGGUUGCCACCAAACCCAUAUGGGAUGCCUUUGAUAAUAUUCCAUAAUUUCAUUCAA